Molecule: messenger RNA, 1319 nt
Organism: Mytilus trossulus (common blue mussel)
Lineage: Eukaryota; Metazoa; Mollusca; Bivalvia; Mytilida; Mytilidae
Exons: 8
Coding region: 86-1150 (354 amino acids)
Source: RefSeq, a predicted model, not a curated record
UCUAAUUCAUAGCAAAGUUUAUUUCACUUGGAAAAAUAUAGACGUACUGAUUAAAACAAACAGUUAGGCAUACCAACCGAAAUCAAUGGAUGAAAAUUAUGGAGUAACCAGAUGUAGUACAGAAGAAGCAAAAGAUUUCAAGCAUUUAAAUGACGACAAAACAAGACAGUUUCUUAGCAGUGAAAUUAAAGGUAUUGAAAAGAAGACGGGUUUAGAUCAUGGUGAAGUCAGCGAGUUUGAAAAUGAAAAUUGUAAUUGUAAUAAUGUAAGUAAAACAGAUCUUCAAAGAACAAAGCUCUGUUUAACAGAAAACGAAAUUAGUAGAAACAAUAGCAUGGUAAACAUAGAAACUCGUUACAUUUCUAAAGAAGGAUACUUUCAACAUACCGAUGAGUCUGAACACCAAAAAGAACGAUUUUCCUACAUAUGCAAUGGUAGAUUAAAAUUUGGAAAAAGAAAUCAGCUUGUAAGCCUGUUUGACGAGGAUGUCACACUGAUGCCCCAUGGUGACGUGUUAGCCCGUUUACGGAAUAAUAUGGAUACAAAGAAUCAAUGCAAUACAGGAUCAGUGGAGGAAAACAUUUGUGCAACUGACUACAAUACUUUAAGUUCAGCUAUUUGUGGAACAGUUCAUCAUGAGUCUUCAGGAUCAGCAAACAAAUUUAUAAUGAAACGUUUGAUUACCUUGAAAAGCAGACACAACUCCAAGUUUAUGCAAAUACAAAACGGACAAAUUGCUUUUACAGAACUCAUUUCGUCACAUUUGUUUAUGAAAGAUGAAGAUUUCCACGAAAGCCAUUUUAUAGAAGAAAGUUUCCUUAAUCAAGAUAAAACUUCCUGGUUAAGACGUUAUAGCAGCGAGGAUAAGGAAAAUAAGCAAUAUCUUAAAAUAACUCAGGAUGGGAACAUUACAUUGGUAGGGUUUAUAGAGAUGCGAAAGGAUGGAUUCAGUGUCUUUCAAUUAAAGUGUUCCGCUAAAGAAGCGUAUUUUAUAGUUGAGGAAAUGGAUGGAAAGAAAUUGCUUUGUUUCAAUGGACAUACCAUUCGAUGUGUAGAACAACCAGAGAGCCGGAAUGAUUUGAAUUAUAUUGAUUGCAUUCCAGAGAAAUUUAGAUUCCAAGUGAACAAAGUAGUUUGUAAUAGACAGUGAAAUAAUUAUUUAUUUAUAAACGAUUAUUAUCUUUAAUUUGGCAUGAGCUUCUUACAAAUGUAAGACACAGUCGUAUACUUGCAAUGCAGCAUUUUUAGAGAUUGUCACUGCCUAUAAUUGGUGAAAUCGUUGGUGUCUCCAUAUCCAUGGAGUGGUACAAACUUAACUG